AUGAGUCUAAAUACGAAAAUUGAUAUUUUGUUUUUAAAAAAUUGGGUUAGCAAUAAUAAAAGCCUGAUUUCAACAUUUCUGAGGCUCGUAUCUUUUUUUUACACAAACCCAACUACGUUGAACGUCAACAAGCUUGGAGUUUAA
Molecule: messenger RNA, 144 nt
Organism: Acanthoscelides obtectus
Lineage: Eukaryota; Metazoa; Arthropoda; Insecta; Coleoptera; Chrysomelidae
Source: the annotation of a GenBank genome assembly